Epithele typhae is the source of this 1416-nucleotide messenger RNA. RefSeq names its product Zn-dependent exopeptidase. Bases 1 to 1416 code for a protein of 471 amino acids. The transcript has 8 exons. Gene Ontology annotation, molecular function: metalloexopeptidase activity. The record is from RefSeq and is a predicted model, not a curated record. Gene Ontology annotation, biological process: proteolysis. Lineage: Eukaryota; Fungi; Basidiomycota; Agaricomycetes; Polyporales; Epitheliaceae.
AUGGUCGCGCCUGCUGCCCUCACCAUGCUCUUCGUCUCCAUGGUUGGUCUCGAGCACCUCCCGAAGGCGUACGACUGCCUCUGGCGCUCGUACCACGGCAUCCUAGGUGCCCAGCAUGCGUUCAUCGUUGAUGAUCGCUGCCUCCACUCCUCGUUUAGCAUCCUUGAGCUCGGCACAGGGGUCCGUCUCUCGCAUACCGAGAACCUCGUCUGGGCAUCCAGAGACCCGGUCGACCCCUCUCUUGACGACACUCCGCUCAACGUCGCCCUCGGCCAGCUAGAGCGCAACAUCACCGCUUUUCGCCCUACUGCUCACGAACACCCUGCGGCGCAACUUCAUCUUGACGUUCCCCGCAACCGCGUUCGCGCCAUCCACCGAGGGCAAGACGGCCUGCUUCUCUCCGCGUCUCCGCACGACACGGCCGCCCUCGGGGCGGUUCUCCCGCGAUAUUGGAGCCUCACUCCCGUCUCGCCCUUUCCCCGCCGCCUCCUCCCUGUUCCCGCGUCGACCAAGCAGCACCUCCGCGACCUGCUUCCGACCAUCCAAUUCGAUCCCGUCACCGCUGCGGUCGUGAACGGCAUCUCGAUCCCGCACCUACCAACGACAUCCGAUAUCUCACUGGUGAAGAUCCAGCACGCCCCCCUCGCGGCCGCGUGGAUCAAGCGACAGAUAGAGGCCACCGGCGCGACGUGCGCUCUCAAGCACUACAAAGAGAACUUCGCGCCCAACGUCAUCUGCGAGUACCCGGCGUCCGCGCCCGGCACCUCCAACGCCCUCGUCGUCCUCGGCGCUCACUACGACUCGCGCGGCUCGUUUGGGUCCGUGCGUGCGCCCGGCGCGAACGACGACGGGUCGGGCACGGGCGCGCUCCUCACGAUCGCGCGUGCGGUCGCGCGGCGCGGCGUCGCCUUCCGCGGACGCGUGCAGCUCUGCGCGUUCGCGGGCGAGGAGCAGGGCCUCGUGGGCUCGCGCGCGUACGCCGAUCCGGUCGUGCUCACGUAUGGCGCGGCCGCAAGGAGCCUGGCGCGGCGCGGUGCCAACGUCACAAUGAUGAUCCAGGCGGACAUGGUGGGGUACCACGCCCCGGGGGAGCCCGCGCAGCUCGGUCUCUCCAACCCCGGGUUCGAGGGUUCUCCAGAGGUGGUCGCCAUUCUCGAGCGUACGGCCGCGCUCUAUAGCCCGAGCUCCAAGUUGGGUACAUGCGAGCCCGAUCAUGUCAGCUUCUACGAGGUUGGCUUCCCUUCUUCUAUACUCGCGGAGCGGAUAGGGUGGUUCAACGAUCCCGCGUACCACGAUUCUACUGAUCUCAGCUCGCGCGAAGGCUACUCGUUCCAGCAUAUCAAAGACAUCGCGAAGACGCAGCUCGCAGCAGCUCUUCACGUCGCGGGGUACGAUCUGCGGGAGGACGAGAUGUAG